Messenger RNA from Etheostoma spectabile (orangethroat darter), 2106 nucleotides. It is a transcript of the gene tlcd1, whose product is annotated as TLC domain containing 1. Gene Ontology annotation, cellular component: plasma membrane. The transcript is spliced from 4 exons. Bases 482 to 1258 code for a protein of 258 amino acids. Lineage: Eukaryota; Metazoa; Chordata; Actinopteri; Perciformes; Percidae. Gene Ontology annotation, biological process: membrane assembly; plasma membrane organization; phospholipid homeostasis. The record is from RefSeq and is a predicted model, not a curated record.
ACCCAAAAUCAGUUUCGGCAGCCCUGCUCUGUGAUUUUGUUACUUGGGUAACGUGAUCGCAGUCUCGCCCCUCCUUGUUUUUGUGGUUAAAGGGCGCAGCAGUACCCAACCACCCCGCUCCCUCUCUCUGUAUCCCGCACGGAAAUGCGCUCAGAGAGUGGCAACGCAUAGCAUUACAAGGAAGGAGCUGCGUGAAGACAAGACAAACUCAUUCUCCUCGGAAUGAGCUGUUACAGGAACUCCUUCCACGGGCUCGGGGCGCUGAACGCGUGAGAAGAAAAAGGCUGCAGCACAAGUCGGACAUCAUCUCUGCGGUAAGAAGACUUGAAAAAAAGUUUAACAUCCAUGUCCAUCACCGAGCUGAGAGGCUGUUGACAGGGACGUGAAAAAGACAAGAGAGGAAAGGACGAAGGGAGGUAGCGGUAGAGAAUAAGAGCAAGCGCUCAAAAACAGAGGGAGAGCAGGGGCCGAGGAGGAGAGGAUGGAGGCUCUGGUUCCUGUGCUGAAGAGUCACCCAGGCGCGUCAGUGCUGGUGUUUACUCUGAUGUUCAGGGUGAUCCACCGGUUGCUGCAAAGGCUGCCUGUGCCCAAAGUGGUGAGGCAGGAUGACUUCAGUACCUGGAAGUGGAAGAACCUCUCCGUCUCAGUGGUGCACUCUCUGCUGACUGGGACAUGGGCCCUGACCUGUGUGGCGGUUUGGCCCGAGAUGUUGAGCAACAUUUACUCUUACCACACGCCCCUAUCCUACCUGCUUGUCUGCAUCUCAACAGGAUACUUUGUGCAGGAUGCAGGUGAUAUUAUCCUGACAGGACAUGCUAAAGCAUCAUGGGAAUUCCUAGUCCAUCACGUGGUGGUGAUCUCGUGUUUCCUGUACUCCCUCUACACUGAGCUGUAUGUAGCUGGCGCUGUAACCGCUCUCUUUGUGGAGGUCAACAGUGUUACCCUCCACCUGAGGCUGUUGAUGAAGCUGGCGGGAGCUCAGUCCUCCUCCAUGUACCACAUCAACAAAGUUGUCAACAUCCUUACCUACAUCCCGUUCCGCAUUGGCACCCAGGCCUACCUCACCUGGUACAUCAUCCACAACUACGCCUGGCUGACCAAUGGUUUAUUCUUCCUCAUCUCCAUGAUCGUGAUGGAUAUUAUGAUCCUGGUUUAUUUCUACCGCCUGCUCCGUGCAGACUUCUUUCCCCGGAGUAAGAAAUCUGUGGGAUACAACGGGACGUAUAACAACAACUCCAAAAAGUUUCCCUGUGAUUGACUGGGGAAGGUUUACAUGCCUAUAGGCUAUUGUGUUGUUAUUUAGGUUGGGAGUUUACACAUUGUGUCUUAUUGCCAAAGAAGCCCUCCCAAAAAAAAAAAAAAAAAACAAGAUGCAGCCUUGUUCAGAAAUGUUGAAAAAUUCAGAAAUGUAGCACUUUUACUAUAUAUAUUAAAAUUGUUUUUUAUGCAUCGUGUAAAGGAAUAGGUCAACAUUUUGGGAUUUAUGUUAAUUAGUUGCUUUUUUGGAAAGAAUUAGAUAAGACAAUUGAUAUUUUUUUAUUGUCAUUGACACUUUCAUGUCUGUACUGAAGCUACACCUGCAGCUAGUUAGCUUAGCAUGUAGAAUGGAAACAGGGGGAAACAGCUAGCCUGGCUCUGUCCAACGAUAAAAAAAUCCACCCAUUAAACCACAAGUUGUCUUAUUACACUUUGGUUUAUGUAGAAAUUAAACAAACAAUGCACGUGUUAAAUAGUGAGCUUUAGAGGUGCCAGUAGGCAGAUUUGGUGCAGAGCCAGGCCUUGUUUCCAGUCAAACUGGUAAUAGCUGUAACCUUAUAUCUGGAGUACAGACAUGAGUGGUAUCAAUCGUUUCAUAAAACUCUCAACAACAGAUUACAAAAAGCAUACUCCCGUCAAUUUCAAACUAUAAAUUUUAGCAUCAUAUAACCUCAAAGGAGUAGGUAGACAUUUUGGGAAAUACCCCUUUUCACUUUCUUGAUUGAUACCACUCUCAUAUCUGUAGGCUACAGUAAGCUAAACAUGAAGCUACAGCCGACAGACAGUUAGCUUAGCUUAGCAUAAAGACUCGAAACAGGGGGGAACAGCUAGACUCUCUCCGUACAGAGG